Messenger RNA from Dicentrarchus labrax (European seabass), 7480 nucleotides. RefSeq names its product phagosome assembly factor 1 (gene phaf1). Lineage: Eukaryota; Metazoa; Chordata; Actinopteri; Moronidae. The record is from RefSeq and is a predicted model, not a curated record. Gene Ontology annotation, biological process: Golgi to plasma membrane protein transport. Gene Ontology annotation, cellular component: trans-Golgi network; synaptic vesicle membrane; dendrite. Bases 1226 to 2509 code for a protein of 427 amino acids. The transcript has 16 exons.
GAACACAGGAAGUUGAAUUAUCAGCUGAUGCUGCUGGCUGUUGUUGAUGCCUGAAGUUGCUGUUGUUUGGACACUGUGUUGCUCUUAUCUGCUCCUGACAUUGAAGACGCAUUGCACCCGAUAAAGGGACCCGGCGGGCAUUUAGCGGCUGUCGAGCGUAUGGGUAAUAAGGGAAGCGUCUCACAGAGAGGACUUUGAAUUAGCGCACUAGCGGCAGAAGAAGAGCUAACUGUUAGCUCCAGGAGCUCGAACCAUCGGUAGAAGAGGAGAGAGAAAAACAGCACAACACAGGCGACGGCUUUGGCGUGCUUUCUUUGUUUGUGUCGUGCCAGUCUGAACCGCGACAUCAUUUCUUCUUUGUCUUGAAUUGAGGUUGUUGUUUUUCCCCCUGCACGUACGUUAUUUAUAUUUAUACUUUAGUUCCCAUUACGCGGAGGGCAGCUAGCUCGUCGGCUAACGGUAGCUAUCGCAGCGCAGAGGAACAGUGUUGUUGUUGUUGAGCCUGGAGGCUUUCGUAACCGCCCGACAGCGGCAGAUAACGGCGGCUAACAGCGACCAGAGCCGGCUGUGUGGUGGGCUCAUUGUCCUGGCUGUGUGUCACUGGUGCUCUGUUGGUCUGUGGGAGACACUGGACACAACACUGUAGCCCAACAAGUUGAUGUUGGCUCGUUAAAUUGAAGACCUGAUCUGUUUGUUUGUUCCUGACCUCGAAUCGACUGAAUUCAUUAGUUUUUUUAAUUUUUUUUAUCCUUAUCGAUUUAAAAGCACACAAACAAGUAAUAGGUUAACUGACAGCUGGCCUUGUACGUUGUAGGUUGGCUGGCAGGUUGCGUAAUUUGUUUGCGAUCAAGCUGUCAGUCUUUGCUGUGUAACUUUUUAAACUGUUAUUUAAAACCUAUGUAUCUCUGUAAGCCUUAGGUGAUCGGUGUGUUCAGCCUUAGGUAGAGUUGUGGAUGUCGUUUUAGGUAUUUAAUCCAUUUUAUCUGGUACCGUUUUAAUGUCUAGAACAUAUGACAGUGGCCACUCUUGACUGUGAUCAACUGAUUCAGUAGCUGUUUGAGGCUCACACUCAUGAGUUUGGUCGCUUUAGAAAAAUAAGUAGAUAGAGUUAUGAAUUAAAGUAGCCAUCUGAAACUCUUGUGAUCAGGGAGAGACAGGCGAACAGAAAGGGUCCCUCAGAGGGUCCCAUUGUGUCUUGAGGUGAGCUGCCCCCAACUACUUGCCAAUGCUGGAUCUGGAGGUGGUGCCUGAGAGAUCACUAGGAAAUGAACAAUGGGAAUUCGCCUUAGGGAUGCCAUUGGCCCAGGCCAUCUCUAUUCUGCAGAAACACUGCCGCAUUAUCAAAAAUGUCCAGGUGCUAUACAGUGAACAGACGCCACUCAGUCAUGACCUCAUACUGAAUUUGACUCAGGAUGGGAUUAAACUGCUGUUUGAUGCCACAAACCAGAGACUCAAGGUGAUUGAAGUGUAUGACCUGAGCAAAGUCAAGUUGAAAUACUGUGGAGUCCAUUUCAACUCUCAGGCCAUUGCCCCCACAAUAGAGCAAAUAGACCAGUCAUUUGGAGCUACGCACCCUGGAGUUUACAAUGCUGCAGAGCAGUUGUUCCAUCUCAACUUUCGAGGACUGUCUUUCUCCUUCCAACUGGACUCAUGGAACGAAGCUCCAAAAUACGAGCCUAACUUUGCCAUGGGUUUGGCCUCCCUGCAGAUUCCACACGGGGCCAUGGUCAAGAGGAUGCACAUCUACACUGGCAACAAUCUGCAAGAAACAAGAGCUCCGGUGAUGCCGUUGGCUUGUUUCCUUGGUAACAUCUUUGCAGAGUGCGUUGACGUCCUGAGAGACCGGGCAGGACCUCUGGGGCUGAAACUCCGCCUCCUCACUGCAGGUUGUGGUCCAGGUGUGAUGGCUGAUUCUAAAGUGAGGUCCCUAGAAAGGAACAUCUACUUUGGCGAUUCCUGUCAGGAUGUACUGGGUGCUCUGGGCUCGCCACAUAAAGUAUUUUACAAGUCUGAGGACAAGAUGAAGAUCCACUCUCCAUCACCUCACAAGCAGGUUCCUUCUAAAUGUAACGACUACUUCUUCAACUACUUCACCCUCGGAGUGGAUAUCCUGUUUGACUCUACAAGUCACCUGGUUAAGAAGUUUGUCCUCCAUACCAACUUCCCCGGACAUUACAACUUCAAUAUAUACCAUCGAUGUGACUUUAAGAUUCCACUAGUCAUUAAGAAAGAAGGAGCCGAUUCUCAGAUGGAGGACUGCAUCUUAACCACCUACAGCAAGUGGGAUCAGAUUCAGGAACUGCUGGGUCACCCGAUGGAAAAGCCUGUAGUGCUGCACAGGUCCUCAUCAGCCAAUAACACCAACCCCUUCGGCUCUACCUUCUGCUUUGGACUGCAGAGGAUGAUCUUUGAGGUGAUGCAGAAUAACCACAUAGCAUCAGUGACCCUCUAUGGUGCCCCACGGACCGCCAGUCAAGCUCGACCUGAGUCUAGUAGUAGUUCCCACUGAGCAAGUAACCAGAACCACAUCCCAUUCUGGCCUGUCCUGAAUCUAGUACCUCUACUGACUGAACCUCUAACCCAGAGCCAGAUUCUUAACCAAGCAGACCUAACCCAGAGCAACAAAGUUAUUCUUAGCCCAGCUCAGACGCUACUCGUUCAACAGAAACACAACCAGAACUCAGAAUAAAUAAAUCAGCUUCUCCUGGUGCGUCCUGAGACUUGAGACUCUUCCAAUCGGACACGCCCAGUCGGCACAGUUAACCCAACCCAGACUACACAAGGAACCAGGACCUUGUAAUGUGGCCACAGUGUAGGAGCACUAAUGCUUUUGAAAGGAUUUCUUGGUUGUGCGGGAAUAUCACGGAGGUGCUGCAGACUGACAUGGUGAAGAAUCCAACGGUUUUCUGUUUCCAUGACUGCAUUUGCCAAGGACCACAGAAGAAGAUUUGUUUGUUGGCAGCCUGUAUAUGACAAGAACCAAGAUGAUCAGCAAUUAAAUAUCAUCUGCAACAAAUCAGUGUUUAGUUUUUCACAAUUGCUAAGACAAAGCUACAACCCCUUUCUCUUCUGGCAAAAUCAACAUUUUUUAUCACCACAUCAAAAAAUAGAAAACAGUGUUCAUGGCAUGAAGCGGAAAAACAUUGUUAUUGAGUAUGUUACAUAAAUGCAUUUUGCAUGUAUAUUCACAACUCAGUACAGAACAUAUUACAUACUGUAAGAACUGCAGGUAUUCCAGUGCUGUAAUGCAGAUGAGAAAUUCAUUCUGCCUCAGCAUCACGUCUUUUGUGUUUGCUCAAGCCAGAUGACUUUGUCUACAUCACAGGCGAUGUUGCCAGGCAACGGGGGAAGAACCCUCUGGUGUGCUGGAUCCAGCCUCGACAAGACUCCACACCUCGAGUGAAUGAUUGGAUAAAGGGGUCUGGGGCUCUGAGCGUUUGGUUCAGAGAAUGGGGUCAGGUGUUUUUAGCAAUUGUGAAAAACUGAAACGUCAGACAUAAAGUUGUGGACUUGACAUCAUCGCCAAUGAAAACUGCUGUGGCCAAAGUCUUGGAACAAACUCUGGUUUGACCCACUGAAUACACAUCAACCAACCACACUGCCAGCCCAACCAGUACCGCCUGUCUUCCUGCCGCAACUUCAGAACCAGACCCGACUGGCUCAAUCAAAACCCGGACGCAUCCAAACCGCAAAGAACCAAACCGGCCCAGUCCAACCAAGAGCCAUCAGAGCCAAACACAUUGGAAGCUGCAGAGGACUGUAACCAAAAACGGAAAAACAUGCAAGUCCAGAUUUUGUCCUACAAGAGAGGAAAACCAAACGCACUCAGGGUUUGGAGAUAUGUGUGGGCCCAGAACACGCCCACAGCGCCAGGGUGACGAGAUAUGACGCCUCUCAAAGCCGAACGAUCCAAACAUCCAGCAUCAGCUCCCUUCCUACUCACUCUUCCUCCACCUUUCUUCAGUGGUACCCCCCCCACACACACCCUCCCCUACACACACACACACACACACACACACUGAAGCACACAGCAGUAAAUACUCUAUUAACCCCACAGCUGUUGUUAUUUGCAGCUCUGGACAUUGGCAUGUCUGUGUCCUGGCUUACACACACACACACACACACACACACACACACACACACAUACUCUGCAUGUGUCUCUGCUGAUUUUUUUAAUUGACAUUUCAACAGACUUUCAAUUCAAGCACACACACACAGACAGCAUUUCAAUCCCUUCACUACAAUACUCACAUGUAUUUCUAAUACAUGACAGUGGUUUAUCUUUUUAGCCUUUUCUAAGGGUGAUAAAACAUGGAAACAUGCAGGCAUGACACAAGGAUUUGCAUGAACUUGGCAGACGUUUUUUGAAUGAGAGGAGACCUAUUACAAGCACAAACUGGCAUCCUGUUCUGUUUAUUUGGUCCUGCAUGUUGUAAGGGGACUUGGCACACAGUUUUCUUUUAUUUCUCUCUGCUCUGCUUGACUCAUUCACACCAUGACCAUUCAUUAUGUUUUUUUUUUUUUUUUGUUUGUUUUUUCAAACAGUUUUUACAUUUGCACUAAUACACACCUUUUUACUUGAUUGGUUGACUGAGCCCUAUCCUCAGAGAUGGAUUUGUGGAGAUAUUUGGAGAGAUAGUGGUGUGUGUGAAUGUGUCUUUUUAUCCAUAAGUUUGGACAGAUGAGAAGCCCCCCCCCAUUGGUGUAUGCAGUCAUGUAACACUCUCCUCCUCCUUUCCUCUGCUCUUUCUCCAUCUCUGCAUCUGAUUGAUGCAUUGCGAUUCAUCCCUCGGCAGUGUCUGUAUUCAUUUCUUUGUUGAAUUGCCAAAUGCUACAGCCAAAGACGUUUCAGGAUGAUUUCAUUUGACAUUAUCACUGUCAUCUCUUGUCCAAACCUGUCCCAUGGAGAGAGUCGUGUUUCUCUGGCAUCUUUUGUUUCAGAUCUGCACAUCAAAGUCUUUGCCGUGGUAAAGCCUCUAAAUUCAGCUCCUUGUUUCUGUAACUGCUGACAGUAAUUACACAAGAUGUGAAUAGCUGAGUGUUUUGAAACCAAUCAGCCUGUCUUUCAUGUGGAUUUGGUUACAGCCAGACACACAAUAACAACAGUAACAAGUAGUGCCGUCCUUCUUGUGAGUGUCUCGGUGGUUAUUAGAGAGCUGUAAUUAAAAGAAUUACCAUUAUUUCUCUGUACACUCAGUACAUUUAAACCCAUUUUAGAAAUGGGGGAAAAACCCAUCAGUCAUUCCUUCAUCCUAACGUUUGUUUGCAUCUCCCUCCCAAUGUAUGAAUUUCAAAUCUUUUUAACCAUAAGCAUUUGAAUAAACUGUGUAUUCAUUUUAAUACACAUAUUUUCCUUUAUUGUCCCUUGAAACAAAUGCCAUUUGUUUUUUACUUUCACUAUUGCUGAACUUCUGAUUGUUUGUAGCAACGUGUGUGAAGGCAUCAGGGUUGAAGUCAGGGCCCGCAUACAUGGCGAAAUGUUUAAAGUGCUGACUGGAAAAUUGCCACAUUGGCUGUGUGUAGGUCGUUUGCAAAAACACAAUUUGGGUUGACUGGGUGAAAUGUGUUUUUUUUUGUUUUGUUUUUUUCUGUAAAGCUGGGGUUCACCGAGCAGUUUAAAGUGAGCUUUGACAUUCAAACUUGCUUCACUGGUGUUUUAUUUUGUAUGUUUUCAUUACUAGGUACUAGCACCCUGUUCUUUAACAACCCAACUGACUAAAUUGACUAAUUGAUUGAUUUUAUCCCUCACUGAAACAAGUAGCAUCACAGUGUGAGUGAGCUUGUGACCAGCAACCAACCAACCAACUGUACUUUUAAGCGGUUUUUCAGUUAACACAAAAAUAAUAGUAUGACCUUUUGUUCGUCAUAACACUCAUUUAAGUGUCUACUUUUCUGAUUCAUUAUAAUUCCUAAUCACGGGUGCAGUUUUAUUUUUUCGUUUACAAUUCACCAACAGUAGCCUUUCUUUACCGUACCUUGUUUUUGGCACAGCAUGGCUCUGAACUUCAGCACUGUUAAAACCCACUUCCUGUGGUUUAUGACUGUACAAACAACCAGGUGAAGACCACUUUCAAGAGCAGUUGUAGAAAUGAAUUCCUCUGUUGUUUAAAUCCAGUUAGCCAGGCUGUUCUGGAAAAUAAUUCAGUGUGUAUUCGGGCCCUGAUGCUUGGAGUUGAUGUUGAUGUACAAAUGCUGUAAAUAGUUGUGUGCUCUUAUUCUGGUGUCCUCUUAUUUACAUGAGCUCAAUGGCUUGGCACAGACACAGCUGACUCAGGCACUGGCUGAGUAUCUCAAUAUUUCCUCCUUGAUUCUGAUUAGACUUUAAAGUCAGGAGGAGGCAUCUGCUCACAUCCCACUCAUUAACAAUCACUGGAAGUGUUUUUUGUUUUGUUUUUCAAUUGCAGACCACUCAGUAUUGAAACUUGUGCAAUGCUAAAGGCUGCAAGUACACAGGCGUGACGGGUGUCAGUAGAUCACCCUGCUUCAGCUCCGCUUGAACUGCUACUGCAGGGUGUUUGAUCCUCAGAAAGAGCAAAGCUUCAUUUACACAGACAGAGAAAACAAAGAUCCUUCCUCACAUUUGGACUGGAGGAGAGCUCUGAUAGAGAUGUUUUUGUAGAGUGGACAGAACCUGAUUCGGAGUCUAGCAUUGGCAUGUUGCUAGAUUAUACGUCUACUUGUUUACACUAUAAAAAGUAUCUCUUUGGCUGCAGCGUUCUUGUACUCAGACUCCCUUCCUAAGUGAGGUGAGGUGGUUUCGGGAAGCAGGAGAGAUGAAGGUUUUCGCCGUCUGGUUUCUUAAACUGGGAUUCCAAAAAUGCUAGAGCGGUGUUUGAGGAUGAAUUCCGACAAACAAACUCAUUUUCUCGUUGGGGUCCCAGGUUUAAGAUGUUUAAUUAGUCCAGCAAAGGUUGAUGAACUUGGGAACACAAAGUUCCCUGCUCCUGCUCCGGUUUACACACAUCUCGAGCUGAACCCGGAAGCAGAUGUAAUAUAACAUGAAAGCUAUAUUCAAACAUCUUCCUACAGCUUGCUUUUGUGCAAGCAAAUACGAGAAAAUCGAGAAAAAAAGAAAACACAAAACUGUUGAACAUUGUGCCUCAUCUCCCACCGAGCCUGUCUUUGACUUCUGUCUCUAUGUCCUCCGUAAAAAAGGAAUCUCCUUGUACAUACAAUUUGAGAAUGCAUUUGAACUGCAUCAUUGUACAGUAUGUGUGCGUGUCACUGAGCAUUAGCAACAAGCUAACAUGGUAUUAUGGCCGUCUCAGUCGUUUUACUUUUCCUGUUACCUGUAGAGAAUGGCAGGUUGGGUUGGGUUUCCCAAAGCUAGGAUGCGUUUUUUCAGGGUGUUUUUUUUUAACCAACAUUAUUUUUUGUACUUUGUUCUGUUUUGUGUGUGUGUGUGUGUGUGUGUGUGUGUGUGUGUGUGUGUGUGUGUGUGUGUGUGUGUGUGUGUGUGUGUGUGUGUCUGUGUCUGUGU